This is a messenger RNA of Anopheles stephensi (Asian malaria mosquito), 2142 nucleotides long. RefSeq names its product probable cytochrome P450 305a1. Lineage: Eukaryota; Metazoa; Arthropoda; Insecta; Diptera; Culicidae. Bases 383 to 1912 code for a protein of 509 amino acids. Gene Ontology annotation, cellular component: intracellular membrane-bounded organelle; cytoplasm. The transcript has 3 exons. Gene Ontology annotation, molecular function: heme binding; oxidoreductase activity, acting on paired donors, with incorporation or reduction of molecular oxygen, reduced flavin or flavoprotein as one donor, and incorporation of one atom of oxygen; iron ion binding. The record is from RefSeq and is a predicted model, not a curated record. Gene Ontology annotation, biological process: xenobiotic metabolic process.
GAUCCCUCAGUCAGGCAGUCAGUCCGUCAAGUGCUCUCGGGAAGUGCGGUUCGCUCGUCGGCUCGUCUCGUCAGCGUAUCGGUAGUCCCCCGGCGACUCAAUUGCGUCAAGUUUUGCAAUACACGCGUGGUGGCGUGGCGGACGGUUCAAUCCGGAAGGUGCUCGAAGACAUGUGUGCCCACCACCAGGCUGGUUCUAGUUCUGGUGCAUAACGACGGCGUUUGGAAUCAAUUAAUAGUCAGUUUGGACUCGACUCGCUCGAGUGCUCUCGGCCGUUCAGUCUUGCAUCGCGUUAUGCAAUCGUCGCCCGAGCCGCAGCUGACGACUGCCGGGAUCAACGUGCGUGCCGUCGCUAUCGCUGUAUAGUGUCCCCGUGCUCAGAAUGUUCGCCAUCCUGCUCGGCCUGGCGGUGGCAUUGUUGUUCGCUUAUCUCAUCAAUGAAUUUCGACGACCAGCCAACUAUCCACCGGGUCCACCAUGGCUCCCGGUGGUAGGAAACACACCCUACAUUCGAAAACUUGCCCGCCAAUACGGUGGCCAGCAUAAGGUGUUCGAGCUGUUGGGCAAAAUCUACCGCUCCAAUGUGAUCGGACUAAAGCUGGGCCGCGAGUAUGUGGUCGUCGCCCUCAACUAUCCCGCCGUCAAUGAGGUACACCGGAACGAUGUGUUUGCCGGGCGACCGAACAACUUCUUCAUUCGCUUGCGGACCAUGGGAACAAGACUCGGCGUUACCUGCACGGAUGGACCGUUCUGGGUGGAGCAUCGCAGCUUCGUUACACGCCACCUGCGCCAGGUCGGCUAUGGCCGGCAGCCGAUGCAGCUGCAGAUACAGAACGAGCUGAACGAGCUGGUCGAUGUGAUCCGCGAGCGGGAAGCGCAACCGAUCUGGCCCGGCAGUAUCCUCUCGACCAGUGUCAUCAACGUGCUGUGGACGUUUGUGACCGGAACGCGUAUACCCCGCGACGAUGAUCGGCUGCAGCGAUUGCUUCGUCUGCUGCAGGACCGUUCGAAAGCGUUCGACAUGUCCGGUGGUGUGUUGAGUCAGUUGCCAUGGCUACGCUUCAUCGCGCCCGAGUGGAGCGGCUACAACCUGCUGCGACGGUUCAAUCUGGAGCUGAACGAAUUCUUUGCACCAACCAUCGCGGCCCACCAUCGGGACUUUAGCGAAGAGAAAGCGAACGACGAUCUGAUCUACGGCUACAUCAAGGAGAUGCGUGAUCGCCGCGAAGACCCCGACACGACCUUCACCGACCGGCAGCUGACGAUGAUCAUUCUGGACAUAUUUAUCGCAGGUGGACAAACCACGAGCACUACGCUCGAUCUAGCCUUCAUGAUGAUGAUCGUUCGGCCCGAUAUUCAGGCCCGCAUUCGCAAGGAAAUCGACGAAACGCUUCGUCCCGACGAGCUACCGAACCAGCAAACCGAUCGAACGCAGCUUCCGUACACCGAUGCGUUCCUGCUGGAAGUGCAACGGUUCUUCCACAUCGUCCCGGUUAGUGGGCCACGCCGCACACUGUCCGACUGUACGCUGGGCGGCUACCGGCUACCGAAGAACACUACCGUGCUAAUAGGCCUUCGAACCGUCCACAUGGAUCCGGACUAUUGGGGUGAUCCGGAAGUGUUUCGCCCGGAACGAUUCCUCGAGUCCGGGAAGGGCGAUGCGUCGUCUGCGGGUAAGGUACAUCUGCACACCGAUCGGUUAAUGUUUUUCGGAAUCGGGAAGCGUCGAUGUUUGGGUGAGGUGCUGGCCCGAGCCUGUUUGUUUACGUUUUUCGUUGGCGUGAUGCAAAAGUUUGAGCUACUUAAGCCGACGGAAGCGUCGGAUCCGGAGGCGGAACCAUCGAUCGUGCUGCGGCCGGGUAUUACGCUCUCGCCGAAACCGUACAAAGUGGUGUUUCGUCCACGGUUGUAGAGGGAGUGUGGCUCGCCAGCAGGCGGGGUGAAUAGAUUUUAGUUUGUUUUAGGGAACAUCGGAACACAGAUGGAGCGGAAAGGAUUAGUUAACUUGCUUCUAAAAUUCGAAGACGACGUUCAACUGUUAGUGCCACACUUUUACAAGCGGAAAUAGAGGUAUUAAGAUCAGCAACGAGCACGGGGGUUUAUGUCUUAAAAUUGCAAUAAAUAUCACUUCAGCAACAGCAA